AUGUGGCAAGUGCUACGGCAGCAGUUACACAUCAGAGUCCUCAUAUGGGUGUUUGAUGAAAUCAUCGAUGUUCAGAUACGGGGAGGAGCAAAUUCAUCAGUUGUUGCUGAUUUCAUGCCUACAUCAUCAUGGAACAUCUCAAGUGAAUUAGAUAAAGACUACUUCUUGACACUUGAUGAACCUAUGAAUAACAUAACUACCACCCUUGGCCAGACUGCAGAGCUGCACUGUAAAGUCUCUGGCAAUCCUCCUCCGACGGUCCGUUGGCUAAAAAACGACGCUCCGGUUGUCCAAGAACCCCGGAGGAUUUCCUUCCGUGCCACAAGCUAUGGGUCUCGACUGCGAAUAAGGAACCUUGACACUACAGACACGGGCUACUUCCAGUGUGUUGCGACUAACGGCAGAAAGACCGUUUCCACAACUGGUGUGCUGUUUGUGAAAUUUGGUCCCCCGCCAACAGCAAGUCCAGGAUCAUCCGACGAGUAUGAAGAGGACGGUUUUUGCCAGCCCUACAGGGGGAUUGCUUGUGCACGAUUUAUUGGAAAUCGAACCAUUUAUAUGGAGUCUUUGCAUAUGCAAGGUGAAAUAGAAAAUCAGAUUACAGCUGCCUUCACCAUGAUUGGCACUUCCAGCCAUUUGUCAGAUAAAUGCUCCCAGUUUGCUAUUCCUUCGCUGUGCCAUUACGCCUUCCCCUAUUGCGACGAGACUUCAUCAGCUCCCAAGCCACGAGACUUGUGCCGCGAUGAAUGUGAAAUUCUGGAAAAUGUCCUGUGUCAGACAGAGUAUAUUUUUGCAAGAUCUAAUCCCAUGAUUCUGAUGAGAUUAAAACUGCCCAACUGCGAAGAUCUUCCCCAGCCAGAUAGCCCUGAAGCUGUCAAUUGUAUCCGGAUUGGGAUUCCAAUGGCAGAUCCCAUAAAUAAAAAUCACAAAUGCUACAACAGCACAGGAGUAGAUUACCGGGGGACGGUGAGCGUGACCAGGUCGGGGCGGCAGUGCCAGCCGUGGAACUCGCAGUACCCCCACACCCACACCUUCACUGCCAUCAGGUACCCCGAGCUCAACGGGGGCCACUCCUACUGCCGCAACCCAGGGAACCAGAAGGAUGCCCCGUGGUGCUUCACCUUAGAUGAGAACUUUAAGUCUGAGCUUUGUGAUGUCCCGGCAUGUGAUUAUAAGGAUUCCAAGGAGAAGAAUAAAAUGGAAAUCCUGUAUAUCCUGGUGCCAAGUGUUACUAUUCCCCUGGCCAUAGCCUUACUCUUCUUCUUCAUCUGCAUCUGUCGCAACAAUCAGAAGUCAUCCUCCCCUCCCGUUCAAAGACAGCCUAAACACGUAAGAGGACAAAAUGUGGAGAUGUCAAUGCUCAAUGCCUAUAAACCAAAG
This is a messenger RNA of Fulmarus glacialis (Northern fulmar), 1380 nucleotides long. RefSeq names its product tyrosine-protein kinase transmembrane receptor ROR1-like. Lineage: Eukaryota; Metazoa; Chordata; Aves; Procellariiformes; Procellariidae. The annotation marks the transcript as partial. The record is from RefSeq and is a predicted model, not a curated record. The transcript is spliced from 8 exons. Gene Ontology annotation, molecular function: endopeptidase activity; signaling receptor binding.